Messenger RNA from Epithele typhae, 3567 nucleotides. Its product is annotated as fungal-specific transcription factor domain-containing protein. Gene Ontology annotation, biological process: DNA-templated transcription; regulation of DNA-templated transcription. Lineage: Eukaryota; Fungi; Basidiomycota; Agaricomycetes; Polyporales; Epitheliaceae. Bases 1 to 3567 code for a protein of 1188 amino acids. The transcript is spliced from 15 exons. Gene Ontology annotation, molecular function: zinc ion binding; DNA binding; DNA-binding transcription factor activity, RNA polymerase II-specific. The record is from RefSeq and is a predicted model, not a curated record.
AUGGCGACGAUGACAGGCCUCCGUGGUUGGGCGCUGGACGGGGCCCGGGCUCGCGCAGCGGGAGGAGCGGGCGACGGGGGAGCACAGCGAGGGCCGCACGAGCCGACGGGCGUGGGAGUGAUCGGAUCGCGAUUGGGAGGGAUCGGAGCCGAAUGCGCCAUCGACAUCGCACUACCGUCGAUCCCAAUCAAAGUCGAAGAGUCCGCCGACCUCCCGCCCGUCUCUGCCCUCACCGGCGGCUACGACCACCGUCACGUAAAGUCUUCCUCUUCCUCUCUCCCCGUCUUCCGCUUCGGCGCCGACAUCUCCUCAAGCUCGUCCCCCACCAGCCCAUCCUCCUUCACAUUUAUGUCGCACGGCUCCUGGCCCUCCUCCUCCUCCACGUCUACCUCCUUCCCCCACCACCAGUCCGGCUACGCUGUCGCCGACCGCUAUCCCAUUCCUUCCUCCGCCUCUCCCGUGAACGGCCAGAACCACACCCACCCGCUCAAUCUCGUGGAUGACUACGAGGACGAGGCGGGCGACGACCUGGGCGACCUCCCGAGCGCAGGACUUGGUGGCAUGGGCAUGAGUGCGUACGGUGGCGCAGGCGGCAAGGGUCAGGAGAAGCAGAUCCGGCGGCGGAGCAGCAAGGCCUGCGACCAGUGCCGGAAGAGCAAGUGCAAGUGUGAGAGGAGCAGCCCGCAGGAUCCCUGCCGGAACUGCGUCAUGCUGAACACCCCUUGCACCUUUCUCGGACCGUCCCGCAAGCGUGGACCACCGAAAGGAUACAUCGACGCCAUUGAAGCCCGUCUGCACCAAACCGAGGCCUUGAUUGGCAUCCUGCUGAGCAGCAAGGAUAGCAGGGCACGAAGUGUGUUGGAAGACCUCUCAGAGGACCCGUUGGCGAAGGAGAUCAUUUCGCGCGUGGACAACUCCCCCUACGGGUACAAAGGCCGCAGUCGAGGUGCCGAGGCACCCUCAAGCAGAUCGAGACCGCCGCCCGACCAGCGGGACGACGAUCGAAACACGGUCCACGCGACACAUCCGUCAAACGAAUGGCAAGAUCAAGUAAUCAAGCGUCUCAACGCUGCUGCGGCGUCAAGAAACGCGCUACUCCCUGAAGGGCAGGUCGUAUCCGGUGUCGACGAGGGUGACGACGAUGACGACGGCUCACCAUCGGGCUCCCCGGCAGAGGCGCGCCCAGCCUCCGCGCCUCGGUCGCAGGCGUCAACAAGCGACGCGCGCCGGCAGCGUCGGCGCCUGGACGACGCCGAGCAUGAUGACCCGAACAGGUCACAUUCCUCCGCGUCCUCACGCUCGCCGAUACGUCGUACGGUGCCUGCGGAGGAGGAGAGCAUGGAGGACUCUGACGAGAGCGGGGAGGACGAGAUGGCGAUCGCGCUCGGUCAGCUGAGUCUGAACGAAGACGAGCAGGUCCGUUUCCAUGGGAAGAUGAGCGGCUUGCACCUCCUCGGCGUCAAGGAGCGGCAGGACGGGCGGGGCGAGGGUGGUAUAUGGCGAUUCCCCAAGGCGCGAGUCUGGCCCCCGUUGCCAUCGACCAUUCAGAGCCGCCGACGCCCGCAGUCAGACGAAUUCGUUUCCCCGUUACCUGAUCUGGCCAAACAGGAGCUCCUUCUCGACCUGUAUUUCAAGUACGUGCACCCACUCCUGCCCAUCGUGCACAAGCAGAGUUUCCUAGAGGACUUCCGGAACGGGAACCUUUCCACCGACUCUCCGUACUCGGGCGAAUCAAGCUACUCUGACGCUGCGUCGCCACUCUCCUCUGGAGCGCCGGGAUGUCGCCGCCGCGUGCCCACGCUCCUGCUCCUCACCAUGUUCGCUCUUGCGGCGCGUUUCUCGGCGCAAGCUGCCGAUGUGCCGCCUCCUGACGACGGGUCGAUGUGGACCGCGGGUGACGCCUACAUGGAGGACGCGAAGAUCAUCCUCGACCGCACUUACGCCGCGAGCCGCCCGUCUACAUGUCAGUCGCUCCUCCUGCUCGGCUUCCGCGAGAUCGGCAUCGGCGCGAUGGCACAGGCCUGGCUCUACAUCGGCAUGGCCGUGCGGAUGGCGCAGGACCUAGGGCUGCAUAAGAGCGCGGACCAGUGGACGAACGGUCACGGCGAGCUCUUUUCCUCGGCGGAGCUGCAGGAGCGUCGACGGAUUUGGUACGGGUGCGUGAUCAUGGACAAGUACGUCUGCACGUACAUUGGCCGGCCCGUCGCGAUCUACGAGCGCGACUUCGACACGUGCCUGCCCGACAUCGAGGAAGGGGAGGAGAUGGAGCUCUGGGCGCCACACGUGAGCCCGCAGGUGUUGGACGGCCCCAACGACGUACUUCAGCGCGAGGUCGCGCCCGUGCCCGGACGGAUCCUUUCGUGCUUCAUCGAAUCCGCCAAGCUCUCUGUCAUCCUGAGCGAGAUCUGCCAGUCCAUCUACGCCAUCAAGCCCGCCGCGAGCCGCCCCGCGGAGCUCGCACGCCUCGACAGCCAGCUGACGAAGUGGUCGCUCGAGCUCCCGGAACACCUCCGGUUUGACCCCGCGUCGCCCAGGAACCCGCCACCGCCACCGAACAUCUUCACGCUCCACAUGCAGUACUGGUGCACAGUGCUCCUUCUCCGUCGCCCCUUCAUCCGCCACAUUGAGGACUCCAAGGCACUAUCGCCCUCCGCCACGUCUGCCAAGGAGGCCGAGGUCCGCGCCAACUCUCGCAAGCACUACGACAUGUGUGUGCAAGCUGCGAACCACAUCACGUCCAUCGUCACCAUCUACUGCGAGUACCGCUGCCCCAAGCGUGCACCCGUCUUCCUCUGCUACUACGUCUUCACUGCGGCCAUCAUGCACGUCGCGUCGCUUCGCACAUACCCCGACGAUCCCCAGGCGUCCCGGGGGCUCGACAAGUGCAUGGAAAUCCUGCAGCGGAUGAGCAUCAUCUGGCCCUCCGCAUACCGUGCGCUCGAGCUACUCACCGGCGCCAAGUCGCAGCUCACGAGCACGCCCUGGCUCCGGAGCGUCGCGUCCGAGCCCCGCUUGAAGCGCCGCGCAGAGGACGAUGCAGGGGACCUGGAGGGGGCUGUCACGCCCGGACCCGGACGGUCGCUCUCGCAGGAGGCCUACCGCGCACAGACGAGCUACAUCGUCCCCAGCCAGCCGCAGCCGCAGCAGCAGGCGCAUCCCCAACCCCAUCAACAACAGCAGUCCGGCUUCUCCUCGCUCUCGAUGGACCUCCAGGGCGGGUCGAACUACAUGCAGGCAUCCAUCUCGACGUCGGUCCUCCCGCCGCAGUACUCGACGGGGCUCGUCGACGAGCGCGGGAUGGGCGGCGCUCUGGACCGCGCGGGCGCGGGGGGCGACGGCCGCAACCCGCGGUACUGGAACGACUACUCUGCGCUCCCGCAGAUGGAGACCACGUACGGGAUGCCGGUGCUCGGGGACUCGGCGGGGCUCGUGCACGGGCACGGUCAUGGGGCGCACGGGCACGGGCACCAGCCGGCGCAUGGGCAUCAUGGGAGCGCGCAGAACCAUGGGAUGUAUGUGUCGGACCAGUACUCGAUGUUCGGGUCCAUGCCGCCGUCGAGCCAGUGA